CAGCAAAACAAAGAUACCAACAGUUUAGUGGGACAGUUUUCAGCAGAGCAUCAAGAAAGGAACAUCCCAUUUAGUGAGGAGAAAGGAAGCAGAGGAAGGAAAACAGACAGCAGAUAUGCAGUGGAAUCUGGUUCUGUUCAUUCUGAUGGGUCAGAGUUGUUUCAUCAACUGUCAGCUCUAUGAGUAUCUCUACAUUAAUGAGGAAAAGAACUGGACUGAAGCUCAGCAGUACUGCAGAGAGAAACACACUGACCUGGCCACAGUGUCUAACAUGGCAGACAUGAAGAGACUCAACAGAACCAGAGCGGGAGAUAAGAGGGACGUUUGGAUUGGUCUGUAUGAUCAGACAGAUGGUAUCAGAACAUGGUACUGGUCUCUGCCUGGAGUGGAGUUCAAUGAAAGGGAGACAAACUGGGACCAAGGAGAACCAAGUGAUAAAGGAAAUGCAAAUGAGAACUGUGGAAUUUUAAAUAAUGACCUUAGAUGGAGAGAUACUCUUUGCCCCAUCAAAUACCAUUUCCUCUGUUAUGAUGAAACUAAUAGAACCCAGAAAUACCACUUGAUUAGAGAGAAGAAGACCUGGCAGGAAGCUCAGAGUUACUGCAGAGAGAAACACACAGACCUGAUCAGUGGAAUGAAGCAGCUACAGGAUGGAGAACUGAAGGAAGUGAUGAAGUCUGUGGUAGAUUGGACAUACAUAUAUUUUGGUCUCUUCAGAGACAGCUGGAGGUGGUCAGAUGGAAGCAGUUUUUCUUUCAGACACUGGAAUGACCAGUUUUACAAAUACCAAUACCACACUGGUCGAUGUGCUGCAGCUGGAAUUGAUGAUGAAGGCAGAUGGAAGACUGACAGCUGUGACCAGGAAAGACCCUUCAUCUGUUAUGAUGAUAAAGUGAUCCUGAUCAAAGAAAAGAUGAACUGGGAGGAUGCCUUAUACUACUGCAGAGAUCACUACCAUGACCUGGUCACCAUCACCAGCCUGGAUGAGCAGAGAUUGGUCCAGGAGAAAGCCAAGAAGGCCUCGACUCAUUAUGUCUGGAUGGGACUGCGCUUCAACUGCUUGAUGAAGGCCUGGUUCUGGGUCUGUAAGGAGAACUGGGGCAGCAAUCAGAGCCCAGCCUCAGAAAGAUGGAAGAAUGACUGUGACAUGUCUGGAGCCAUGGAUGCAGGAGGACAACAUAAGUGGUUCCAGAGAAAUCCCUCAGAGGAACUGAAUUUCAUUUGUUCUAAGAAUUAAAGCUCAAGCUGAUCUCUGGUGUCAUAGUCUUAAAAGCUAAUGGUGGUGGAAAAAAAAUAAAAUAACAUUUCUCGUGGUUGGGGCUUUAUAAAUUAAAGAGAAUAAAUAUAAAAGCUCUAAUGUAUAAACUGUAUUGAUGGCUGGGGUAAAAUAUGUUUCUUCUUGAAGCAAUUAGAGCUGCAGUUACUGUCCUGGAGAUUAUGUAGUCAAUCUGUAUUUUCUGUGUAAAUGAUCAUAGGCAUCUAUUCUUAGACCAAAUGUUGGAGUAAAACAUGUAGAUUAAUUUGAACAAGAUUGUUCUCAUCUCAUGUGGUGUCGUUCAAAGACACAUAUUUGAUGUUUUUGGACUUUUUCACUUGUUUGCUUUUCAGUAAAUGGGUUGCAUCUAAAACUGUGUCCUCUAUCUAAUGAAUUAU
This is a messenger RNA of Cyprinodon tularosa, 1653 nucleotides long. Its product is annotated as C-type mannose receptor 2-like. Lineage: Eukaryota; Metazoa; Chordata; Actinopteri; Cyprinodontiformes; Cyprinodontidae. The transcript has 5 exons. The record is from RefSeq and is a predicted model, not a curated record. Bases 116 to 1237 code for a protein of 373 amino acids.